This is a messenger RNA of Elephantulus edwardii (Cape elephant shrew), 2226 nucleotides long. RefSeq names its product dynein regulatory complex subunit 1 homolog (Chlamydomonas) (gene DRC1). The coding region runs from base 1 to 2226 and encodes 741 amino acids. The record is from RefSeq and is a predicted model, not a curated record. Gene Ontology annotation, cellular component: axoneme; axonemal dynein complex. NCBI's taxonomy places the organism in Eukaryota, Metazoa, Chordata, Mammalia, Macroscelidea, Macroscelididae. The transcript has 17 exons. Gene Ontology annotation, biological process: regulation of cilium movement; axonemal dynein complex assembly; cilium-dependent cell motility.
AUGAAUCCGCCUGGGGCGCUGGACAUGUUGGACGAAAAAGAGGACAAGGACGCAUCAACUCACUUUUUCGCUCCCUCCGUACAUUCGAAAAACCCUCAGGAGCGGAUCCAGGCCCGGCGCCUCCGCAUAGCUGCGCGCCUGGAGUCUCGGAGGCGGGAAGUGCUUGGAGAAUAUGUAGAUGGGAAAAAGGAGAGUGAGGAAGAACAAAGCAAGAGCUACAAACAGAAAGAAGAAAGCAGACUGAAAUUAGCUAAAGUACUGCUCUGUGGCACUGAGUUGGUGACAAAUAUCCAGGUGACUGCAGAGAUGAGAGAGACCCAGCGGAGAGUUGAAGAAGAGGAGAUUAAGCAUCAGAGACUUGAGAAGCUGAAGAACGAAGUUAGGAGAAGCCAGGACAAAUUGGAUGAAAUCACCGCCAAGUGGAAGGAGGGCAAACAGAAGAAGAUUCCCCAGGAUCUAUGGGACACCCUCAAUGCCCAGCAACUGCGCUGUGCUGGACUGAUAGAAGAUAAGAACAAGUUUAUCAGUGAGCUACAGCAGGAGUUAAAGAUAAAAGAUGGCCUAUACAUGAAGGAUUUAAAGAAACAGUCAGAUGACAUCCGCCUGCUCCUGGAGAGGAUGGAAGAACAAGUAAAGAGUGUGAUGAAGACUUACCGCCAGGAGCUCGCUCUCACUGAGAAAGCGUUCGAGAUAGAACGGCAGGAGUUACUAGUGAGCAAUAAGAAGAAAUGGGAGCGGGCCCUGCAGGCUCACAAUGCCAAAGAGCUGGAGUAUCUUCGGAACCGCAUUAACAAGGUAGAGGAAUAUGAAAGGCAGCUGAACAAGCAGAGGAUCUUAGACUGUGAGGAGUACAGCACGAUCAAGAUCAAGCUGGAGCAGGACGUGCAGAUUCUGGAGCAACAGCUUCAGCAUAUGAAGGCAACUUGUCAACUCAAUCAAGAGAAGUUAGAGUAUAACUUCCAGGUGUUAAAGAAGAGAGAUGAAGAAAACACGGUGAUUAAAUCUCAGCAAAAGAGGAAGAUCAAUCGAUUGCAUGAUAUACUUAACAAUCUGAGAUCAAAAUAUGCCAAGCAGAUAAAGCAGUUUCAGGAGGAGAACCAGUCGCUUACCGCAGAUUAUAAGCGCCUUGUGAUGCAAUUUAAGAAGCUACAGAGAGCCACGAGGCGUUCUGCUGUCAUUGAUGAAGAGAAGUUUCGGGAGAUAUGGCUGGUAAAUGAAGAGGAGGCAAAGGAUCUGAUCAGCAAAGCCUUCUGCAUAGACAGAAUCAUCUGCACCCAUCAUCUGGGACUCCCCUGGACAGCACCUGAUUGCGCUUUCUUGAAUAAUACAGGACCUAUUUCUCAACAACAAAAGAAAUCUGCCACAGAAGUAGUAGAAGAGGUGCUGAUGCAAGCAGAAGAGGAGGGAUCAGAAGAGAAUGUCACAGAACUCCAGUCUUACCUGGACCUGCCGAAGCAAGUUUCUGCAAAAACCACCAGAAAGAUCCUGAUGCUCCUGUGUGACGAGUCGGGUUUUCUCAUUGAGAGUAAGGUCCUGAGCUUUCUCCUCCCCCUGGAGAAGAGUGAAUGCUGUCUGCUGAAGUUGGAUGUCAUCUUCUCAGCCCUGGGAAUUGAAAGUGAGGAUGACUUAUAUAAACUGGUGAACUUUUUUGUCAAAUACCGAGCUCAUCGUUUGUCCUCCAGCCAGGUAAGGUGCAGUGCCAUAAAAAUCCCAAAAUCAUCAAUGAAACAACUGAGUGUGGAAGCCAUGCCUGAGUCUGCAGAAAAGUUGUCUAUCGAAGAAGAAAGGAAGGAAGACCUUUCAGAGGGGGAUCAGGAAGAGGAGACCACCCCACCUUCCUCUCCCAGACUUAUCCACCCUAAUGAUGUCCUCAAGGCUCUGAAGGCCUUUGUCAUGGGUCUGAACAAGCCCAGGGAGUCUCAGAUGUCACUGAGGAUGGGGAAGGAGGUUCGAGAUUACUCAAAAGACUACCAGUACUGGAAGGCCCUGAGCAUGGUCAUCCCUCCCAACAAGCUGAACCUCUGGGAUGCUCUGUACCAAGCCCUGGAGAAGUACCACCUCAUCCUGACAAAAAGGGCCAAGCUGCUGAAAGAGAACAGUCAUCUGGAGCAGCAGAACACGGAGUUCCAGAAGCUUCUGCAGCAGUACCUGAAUUCCAACAAGAUAAACUCUGAACUGCAAGUUCCUCCAACUCAAGUGUUCCGGUUACCCACGAAAGAAAGCUAG